AUGGGUUUAAUUAGUUUGCAUCGAAAAUAUUCAUUUAUUGACUAUCAGCAUCAUCUGUGCUCGUUUGCAAGCUUGAUAAAAUUGAUAGCUAUAAUUGGUGCAUUCCUAAUUCCAAUAGUAUUAAUUUUGAAAUUAAACAUUACUGAAAGUCAAUUUUUGUCAUUCGAACAACCAAUUGUAAAGUUUCAAUAUAAAUACAUCCUUGUAGCUGAAAAUUCAGUCGACAAUGAUACUGGAAAGGGUAUAUUAUGUAGCUCAUUUGAUGCCUUAAAUCAAUUCAAUGAAACGAAAAAAUGUUCAAAAAUUCAAAUAAGUGAAAAGGACAUAAAUUACGACGGAACUAUAGAUGAACUGAUGUUCUCAUUUGAAUUCAAUACAAUUAAUAAUUACGGAAUCAAGUCGGUUAAAAUUAUGUUGUUCCUCGAUGCAAGAAUUGAAAGUCAAUGUGAAUUUCGGAUUCCUGCCGCAGUCAUCGUGAAGAAAAAGUUGAGUGAAAAUUUCUACAAUCGGAAAAUUUUAAUAUUUGGAAAUCUUGAAGUUUCUCAGAAUAUAGCAUUAGUGUGUCCAUUUUUCCUCAGAAAUGUUAAAUCUCAUUUUUAUUAUGAAACUCUAAAUGAAAAUCAAACAAACUUAGAAAAGUAUCGAUUGUCUUCAAUCCGUGAACAACUCCAGCAUAAUCCAAUGCAUUUUAAUUUUAAGGAAACAGCAACGGACUACGAGCAAUUUAGCGAUGAAAAAACCACAAUUAAAGUUGGUGUUAAAAUUCCUGAGCUAGCUAUACGUUAUCAGAAAUCUUUUUGGCAAAAGUUUAUGAGUUUUUGGAUGCAGUUUCUGUCACUUUUCAUCAUAACUAUAGCAAUUGAGAAUUACAUCUUAAAUUAUUUAUUUGAGAACCGUUUGAUAAUCACUCGACGAAAGAACUACAUUAAGGACAAAGAAUUUUAA
Chironomus riparius is the source of this 945-nucleotide messenger RNA. The record is from the annotation of a GenBank genome assembly. Lineage: Eukaryota; Metazoa; Arthropoda; Insecta; Diptera; Chironomidae.